Messenger RNA from Eruca vesicaria subsp. sativa (arugula), 1935 nucleotides. NCBI's taxonomy places the organism in Eukaryota, Viridiplantae, Streptophyta, Magnoliopsida, Brassicales, Brassicaceae. The record is from the annotation of a GenBank genome assembly.
CGCCAGCAAAUAAAAAGAAGAACUUCAAAAAAAAUAAAAAUAUUCUUAGUUGCCUUCUUCUGGGGUCUCUGGUGGUGGUGACGAUCGGAGAGAGAGAGAGUUCAUUGAUUCAUUAAGGGAUUAAAUUUAAUAUUAAUCGAAUCGAAAGGAAUUGGAGAGAGAGAGGGGGGAUUGAAUUUGUGUUGUGAUUCGAGCUCUCGACGAAAACCGGUUUUGAGAUUUGAAUUUGAAUUUGAAUUUGGCGUUGUGAUGGGUUUAGGAAACAAAUUCAAUUUCGGAGAUGAUAAUGAUCUCCCCGAAGAAGGAGAUGGUAUUGGAUCGGUUGCGUGUUCGAUUUGUCUCGAUACGGUCGCUAAAGACGGAGAUCGAGCCUGGGCUAACCUUCAAUGUGGCCACCAGUUCCAUCUUGAUUGUAUUGGCUCAGCUUUCAAUGCAAAGGGGGUGAUGCAGUGCCCAAACUGUAGGAAAGUAGAGAAAGGCCAGUGGCUUUACGCUAACGGUUGCCGUUCACACCCUGAAUUCAAUGUCGAGGAUUGGGUUCACGAAGAAGAGAUUUAUGAUAUCGGAAGUUACUCUGAAAUGGCUUUUGGAGUUCACUGGUGCCCAUUUGGAGGUUCAGCGCGUCUUCCUUCUUUCGAGGAUGGAGACUUUUCGCCGAGUUCAUAUCACGAUCUCUUGAACCAGCAAGGUUACUUUACAGAACCAGCAGCUCCAACAGCGGGUCACCCAUGUCCAUACGUAACCUACAUUGGCCCGGUUCAUUCGUCUUCCUCAAGCCCUGGCGGUGCUACAGACAAUCCAAGUUUCACUAGCCUCUGGAACACCGGCUCAUCGAAUUCCCCUGAAGUCCCAACUCCUUAUGGUUUCCCUGUGGAUCCACACUAUCACGGCUGGGAGUAUCACUCACCUCCACCCCCACCGCCACAGCACUUCUCUGCUUCUGGCCCUCACGUGGGCAGCCCAACUCACCCCACGCCUCCACCAGCUGCUGCAAGAACUUCCCGAGCCAACGGCUCGGAAGCUAUCAGACCAAGACUGCCGCAGUUCAUGCGUCCAUCAUAUCAUGGUCACAGUUCCAGUGGUAGAGCGGGGAGCUCGGUGGCAUCUGUUCCGAGGACUCCACCUUUUCCAGGAAGCAACGUUCGGACCAGAGACAGAACACAAGCUCUUCAAGCCUAUUACCAACAACAGUCUUCUGCUCAGUCACACCAACCAGACUCACCUAUAGUCUCUCGUGUGCCUGUAUUCCCCUCUGGACGGAGGCCGAGUAGAGGAUCAACUUCAUCUUCUUCUGAUCAGGCAGGCGGGAGCGGGUUUCUCCGGUUUAACAUAUGGGAGAGAGAACCUUAUAUGCAACAACCGCAACAAGCUUACCCGGUUAACCAGAUGGACAGAGAACCAUCCAUUUGGGCAUCUCCCUUCAACGAAGCAGCAGCGAGCUUCCAUCAGAGGCAUGGAGGUGGAGGACCACCGUAAGAGUUUGAGUCAGUUGCCGGCGAGGGCAAUUCUCAAUACCAUAAAGGAAAAAAACAUUGGGAAGUUGAUAUUUGAUAAAACAUGAAAACACUCACUGCAUGCUCUCAUGUUAUGUGAUGAAUUGAUAAUAUAAGAACACAAAUGAAUGGUAUGUAUUGUUUGGAGAGAGACUGCUUCCCCUGUUUGUUGGUGGCCGUGCGGUUCGAGCCGGUUUGGGUCUGGUUUAGAUCCGGGUAGCGAAGAGGUCGUUGGAUAUUUGUUUUUCUUGAUGUAGGUAGACACUGGGUAUCCAAGUGAAUUACCCUACUGCAACAUUUUCCUUCUUAAUAUGUUAAUUUUUAAGUAAAAUGGUGUUUGUUUUCUAUGCGAAAUGAAAUGAAUGUCAAAUUACCAUAUACUAAAGUCUAUAUAUGUAACAACAAAAUAGAAUAAUCUAAGCAACAUCUGUGUAUAUGUUCA